AAACCGUGUGAGGGGACUACCUUUUGUGAUCGCUUGAAAUGUUCAAUUGGGAAAUGGGGCACAAAUAGAGGGUCGGGAAAGAAGCCAGAAUGGAGUAAAAUGGAGGGUGACUUCAAGUGGAGAUUGGGGGAACUCCUAAAUGGCAUGAAGAACGAUACAUAUCAGGACGCUGUUCAACAACAUUGCAACGAGUGGAACGGUGGGGACGCUCAUAGCGUCGCUAACAAGACUGCUUGUAGGAUGGUUGCAGCAGGAUUACAUCAUAUAUCUACCAUUAAACGGGACUACAGCAAGGGGGGAAGUGAUCCGGAUAAUAAUCCAUUCGACCACCAAGAACUUAGGAAACUUCUCUCCUGCUUAUGGUUAAAGAGGAUCAUAGAAGAAAUGAAAGAAAAAAGUAUAAUUUGUGACAUAGAACCCGGCAUAAAGGCCGCUACUAAGGCAUGGAGCACCAUUAAAGGAAAAUGCACAAAGGAACCUUGUAUCGACUGCAAUUUAGAAAACCUGGACAAUUAUGAAAAUUGUCAAAUUGGCAAGGACAAUGACGACGUGAAGCCCAAAUUAAAUGAAUUACUUACAGGAGAGAAGGAGCCCGAAGUCGAAAGAACUCUAACCCCAAUAACUGAAGAGAAAGGAAAUAGUAGUUCUUCUUUAUGUCCACGUUUACAGUGUUUAGCAUCUCGAGUAAAGCAGGCGCAGGCGUCAGGCACCCCCAAUGCG
Plasmodium knowlesi strain H is the source of this 720-nucleotide messenger RNA. RefSeq names its product SICAvar, type I (fragment). Lineage: Eukaryota; Apicomplexa; Aconoidasida; Haemosporida; Plasmodiidae. The record is from RefSeq and is a predicted model, not a curated record. The transcript has 2 exons. The annotation marks the transcript as partial.